Messenger RNA from Selaginella moellendorffii, 2547 nucleotides. Its product is annotated as E3 ubiquitin-protein ligase RNF14. Bases 21 to 1997 code for a protein of 658 amino acids. The record is from RefSeq and is a predicted model, not a curated record. Lineage: Eukaryota; Viridiplantae; Streptophyta; Lycopodiopsida; Selaginellales; Selaginellaceae. Gene Ontology annotation, biological process: positive regulation of proteasomal ubiquitin-dependent protein catabolic process; protein polyubiquitination; ubiquitin-dependent protein catabolic process. Gene Ontology annotation, molecular function: zinc ion binding; ubiquitin conjugating enzyme binding; ubiquitin protein ligase activity. The transcript is spliced from 7 exons. Gene Ontology annotation, cellular component: cytoplasm; ubiquitin ligase complex.
AUGGCCCGGUAAGCGUGUGGAUGGAUCGAAAGAGCGUCAGCGCCCGAAAGAUCAUCCGGCAGCUGGCCAAGAAUCCAGAGUUUGUAGCGAGCGGACUUCCAUCGCCGCCGGCGGGAUCUCCGCUGCCGCUCAGCGUCUCGCCGGCGGCGGACAGUCUAGGGGCAUUCGCGUCCGCCGACGAUGAGAUCUCGUCACCAGGUAGCGUCAGUGUGCGUCUGUCGGAAUUCAUAGGAAGUAGGAGGAACCGAAGGGGGAGGAGGAAUUCGCGGCCGAUGAGCGAUGAGAAGAACGAGGAUCUUCGCGAUUUUGGGGAAGUAUUUGUCCAGGAUUUAGAGGAGGAUAGAAUUGUGGUAGACAGCGGUGCGAGCAGCAGCGGCAAUGCGCAUGGGAUUUUUGCUAGUGAUGAUACCGGGCGGCCCGAGCUCGAGGAUUUGGAAACUAUGAUGCUGCGAAAACUUUUGGAGCAAGAUAAGACGGAGGCGGCCAGUGCCAUUGCUGAUGACAAGAUUUCUCAAAACAAGCAAGAACAAGACGACGAAAUUUUGGCCUUGGAAGCUAUCUAUGAAGGAAGUUUCAAGCACCUGAGCAAGGAAAGCGAUGGUGAUCUUCGCUGCUUCAUGAUAGAGGUCACGCUGGAAGCCUUCGAGAGCAUCGAGAUUUCUAUGGAACGUCCAUUGCCUUCUUCUGGAGCAACUAAUCGGCACAGCUUUACGCUACAGUACCUCCCACCGAUUCAUCUGGCCUUCCUUCUUCCGAGCACAUAUCCAUCACACUCUCGUCCACCUUUUGUACUUCAUGCUCAGUGGCUCUCUGCGGACAGGCUUAUUCGCCUCAGCGAUAAGCUGCUGGAGAUUUGGGAGGAUCAAAAGGGGGAGGUCGUGGUCUAUCCCUGGACGGAGUUUCUCCACUCUCAAGCUUUGAGCGCCAUUGGAGCCUUCGAGAAACUAGAGCUGGUUCAACAGCCGCUCAAGCUUCACGAUCCAAGAGUUAUCUCUGGAUGCAACUCACUCGACGAGGAUGCGCUCUCCCUUCUUCGCUACAACGAGGAGAUGCAACUCAGUACGUUUCUCAGUUCCAUCCAUCUCUGCACCAUUUGUUUCGAAGAAUCCACUGGAAGAGAAUUUAUAAAGCUUCCCUGCCAACAUGCUUACUGCCGAAAAUGCAUGCAGCAGUACAUGUCAGUUCACGUCACCGAUGGCUCCAUCAACAGCUUGAAGUGUCCGGAUUGUAAGGGAGGCAUUCCACCAUCUGCGCUGAAAGAGCUUCUUUCCGAGGAGGAUUUUGAACGAUGGGAGAAGCUGUGCCUGCAGAAAACGCUGGACGCGAUGAGCGACAUUGUCUACUGUCCUCGCUGUGGUGCAGCAUGCAUUGAAGAGGGAGAUCAUGACGCACAAUGCAGCCGAUGUUUCUUCAGUUUCUGUAGCCUCUGCAGAGCGGCAAGGCACGUCGGUCAGGAAUGCCUCACUCCAGAGGCUCGCUUGUUAAUCCUUCGCGAUCGAGGUUCCCUUUCAGAAGACCAGCGGAAGCGGGAAGAAAACCUGGUGAACGAGCUCAAAAAUCUCGACUUUGUCAAGAAGGACGCCAAACCGUGUCCAACGUGCGGCAUGGCCAUCUCCAAGUCCGCGGGCUGCAACAAAAUGACUUGCUCCAACUGUGGUCAGUACUUUUGCUUCAAAUGCGGGAAGCGGAUCGAUGGCUAUCUUCACUUCAGCAAUUCGUGCACUCUUUUCGACGAUGACGACAGAGGGGAGAAUGCGCAGCUUUGGCAGCUGGUUCAGCAGCAGGAACAGCGUCAGCAGCAGCGGCAAGAAGCCAUAAGGUUUGGAAAGCCUUGUCCUUCGUGUGGCCAGCCAAACGUGAAGGUUGGAAACAACAAUCACAUAUUUUGUAUGAGCUGCCAAAACCAUUACUGUGGCCAAUGCCACAAAUUAGUGCGAAAAUCUUCGGAACACUUCGGGCCCAACAAGUGUAAGCAGCACUCCGUCGAGCCCAGAUGAUUGAACGAACUCGCCAAAAACAAACAUGAAGAGCUAUGUUACAACCAAAUGAGAUUUGUCAAAAAUCUUCUUGGCCGGAGGAAGCUUAUACGACUAAAAUCUUCACGCAUGGGUCACGUCCUUCAAGCUUCGCUUUUUAGAGGGCGAAGUUCCGUACAAGGAUCCAGAAGAAUAUACUACUAAUGUUUCGAUCCGAUGUAAGUCCUCCGUACGAUCGUCCCACAAGCAACAUCCCAAGCAACGACAAAGGAAGCGUUCUACAAAAGAAGCGGGCAAGGAAGAUCGCCAUAGCUCCACGGGAAUUGUGCGAGAGUGUGUCUUCGGCAGUAAGCUCUAAUCGAGUCCUCGCGAGCGAAUGCGUCCAAUCAAGCCAUCAGCGAACCUCUUCAAUCGACCGACCGACCCGACGGAAACCACACGCGGGCAACGCCAUGUCUUCAAAUCUGCCGGACAGUCCAAGCAAGGAGAAUCAACCAACACACAGCAUCAAGACGCACAUAGAAGCUCGUGUACAAGAUCGAGAAGCACGAAGAUGAGCAAGCCAUCCACA